CUAAGUGUAAUCAACAAACACAUUGGUAUUAUUAAAAACGAAAAAUUGCGUAUUUUAACUAAAAGUAAACAGAUUUUGCGAAGCAAAUAACCCAAACAUGUACCUAACGCGUCACUUGAGGCUAUUACCAAGGAGGAAUGUUGGACGUCAGCUGGCAAGCGGUAACAGUACACACUGCAAUUACACAACCGCUGCGCCGGCAGAAGAGCACAUUGAAAUUCCAAGUCGCAUAGAGCGUUCGCCAACAGAUGUUCUACAAGCGCUGGCCGGCACUGUGGGGCGUGAUCCGACCGCACCGCACUACAAGUACCAUGAUGAUCCAUUUUUGAUCCCAAUGUCUAACAUGGCCAAGAGAACUUUUGCGCUCUCCAAGGAAGCAGGCCGAAAGGCAGCUAAUUGGAUAAAGGAAGAGCAUCACGAAUUAUUUAUGCAUCAAGAGGCACAGCCGGCUAUAGAAAAGUUCGCGCCGCGCAUGGUAUACACAGAGGAGUCCGAGGUGGAUGCAGGCACACUAGAACGUCUGAUAGCACAAGGCGAUCUGGCAGAUGCGGUGCUGGUGUACAAUACAAUGGAGACUAAGGGUAUUGAAGUGAGCGCCGAGCUUAAGCAAAGUUUGCUGGAAAUGGUGUGUUUCUACAACAAUCAGGAGCCGUUGCCGGAGGAUUACAUUGAAGAGCGCUGGUUUACGCAAAACAGUCGUCGCCGCGAGCGCAGUGCCAAGACCUGGAAGGAUGGCGAUCUGGCCGAGAAAUUGUACGGAGCCAUUGAACCUAAGACGCCAGAAGCAUAUGCAGCCCUCAUACGCGGCAUGGCCAAAUAUUUGCAAUGUGAACGUGCCUAUGCGCUGCUGCAGGAGGCCAACGAGCGAGGUCUACAACUAGACACUGGUAGCUUUAAUGCCAUUAUACAGAUAGUAAGCUUGCUUAAGAAUACAGCGGAGCAACGUUGGCAGCUGUGUCAGGAGCUGUUGCAGCAAAUGUGCGAGCAGCAACUGCAGCCAAACUUGGGCACCAUGAAUGCGCUGCUCGAGUGCAUCAGCACUUUCGGUAACUUUAAAUUGGCACGCACUGCAGCACUCAAGGUACUACCAGAGUUCAAGCAGCUGGGCAUUGCGCCUAGUUUGGGCAGCUACUACUUCCUACUUAUCAUCUUCUGUCGCGAGCGUGCACCAGUAUCGCAUGUUAUAGUGGAUAUACUCAAUGACAUAGCCGGCAAGGAAUUCAAGAUACAACAUCCCAAAGAUACCUACUUCUUUGCCACGGCCAUGGAUGUGUGUCGCAAUCAUCUGCAUGACAAGGCGUUGGCCAAAAAGGUGAACGAGCUGCUGCACACGGGCAACAACUACGAUUUGGUUGGCGACUCCUUUAAGGAAGCUGUCUACUAUCGCAAUUAUCUCGCCUUGCUCUGCCAAACAGAGUCCAUUGAUGACUUUAUGCGCACUUAUGAUCAGCUGGUGCCCAACAUUUAUACACCCGAGCCUGGCAUAAUGGAGGAAAUACUGCGCGCAUUGGAAAUCAAUGGCGCUAUUGAGCAAAUGCCACGCAUUUGGUCCGACAUGGUGGUCUUUGAUCACGUCCAUCAGGAGCGUCUGCUACUGCUAGUGCUACGCAUUAUGGUCGACAAUAAACCAAAUCUGCAACUACCAGCGCAUGAGCUGCUGUCCGAGCAAUGCGCCAAGGUGGCUCUGGACAUGUUCAGCAGCAUCGAAGAGCCAAGGCGUUACAAAAAGCUCAACUUUACGGGCCAGAUGCUAGGCGACAUACUGACGCUUUUGGUACGCUGCGAAAGCAGCUUUGAGAAAGCCACAGAGGUGCUAGCCUAUAUAGAUAAGCAGCAGCAUCGCAUUCCUGGCACGCCUGCGGACAGCGCCUUAUUGGAAUUUGUGGACGCUGCUGUGAUACAAAAAGCGCCCAGUCAGGCAUUGGUAGCGCUGCAAUAUGCCGUGGACAACAACAUGGAGACAACAACGCUGGCGCAGCGCAUCAACGAUGGCUUUACGCUCAACGAAGUGCAUUUGGCAAAACUAAAGUCUUUAGUUGGAGAUAGUUUUUUAAAUAAAUAAUUUAUGUGAGCUUUAUAAAAGUUUUGAAAUUUGUUUUCUAAAUGCAAUAAA
This is a messenger RNA of Drosophila busckii, 2113 nucleotides long. RefSeq names its product protein PTCD3 homolog, mitochondrial. The coding region runs from base 98 to 2062 and encodes 654 amino acids. Gene Ontology annotation, molecular function: rRNA binding; protein binding; ribosomal small subunit binding. The record is from RefSeq and is a predicted model, not a curated record. Lineage: Eukaryota; Metazoa; Arthropoda; Insecta; Diptera; Drosophilidae. Gene Ontology annotation, biological process: mitochondrial translation. The transcript has 2 exons. Gene Ontology annotation, cellular component: mitochondrion.